Molecule: messenger RNA, 2412 nt
Organism: Prosopis cineraria
Lineage: Eukaryota; Viridiplantae; Streptophyta; Magnoliopsida; Fabales; Fabaceae
Product: cysteine-rich receptor-like protein kinase 10
Exons: 7
Coding region: 164-2155 (663 amino acids)
Biological process (GO): protein phosphorylation
Molecular function (GO): ATP binding; protein kinase activity
Source: RefSeq, a predicted model, not a curated record
GCAUCCGCUUCCUGUUUGAAUCAUUCCCACCGUUCUUGAUGCUGCAAGUGCAAGAAAGCCACUUUUAAUGUGAAACACUGCCUCAAUCAUAUUUCUCUAUCCGUAAAUCUUAUCAUUCAACAGAUUUCCUUGAGCUGUUAACCGGUACUACUCACAAGCAGAAAUGGUUAAUUCUCCGAUGCUAUUCCUUUUUCUCUGCACUAUCUCUUUCCUCUCAGGCGUUUCCUUAGCUGACCCACCAUAUCAAAAUUGUUCAACAAGCAGUAACUACACCAAAGGAAGCUCCUUUCAGAACAACCUCAACAACAUCCUGGGUUCUCUGUCUUCCAAUGCUUCAAUCUCCAAAUCUUACAAUGUCUCAUAUGGAAGCGAUCCAGACAGAGUGCAUGCCUUCUUCAUGUGCCUAGAUUAUGUUUCAAAUCAAACAUGCCAAGAUUGCAUAGCCUCGGCAGCACAAGACAUUCUUAAACACUGUCCCAAAGCAGAAGAAGCAAUUGUUUGGGAAGAGCAAUGCCAGCUCCGAUAUUCCAACAAGGACUUCCUCGGCAAAGUGGAUGUCACAGGAAAAAUGGGGUUUGAUAAUAAGCUGGAUAUUUCAGAACCAGAGAAGUUUGAGCCUGUGGUGAAUGGGUUGUUGUAUAGUCUUACUGACAAGGUAUCUUUCAAUGUUUCUUCUAAUUUGUAUGCUAUUGGAGAGGCACCCUUUGAAGAGAAAACAAUAUAUGGAUUAGUUCAGUGCACCAGAGAUUUAUCAGCUAGUGAUUGUAAUGUAUGCCUUAAAAGUGCGAUUAGUCAUCUACCUAUUUGUUGCUAUUCCUCAAUCGGAGCUAGAGUUCUAAGUCGUAGUUGCUACUUGAGAUUUGAGCUAUACGAAUUUUAUAAUGGUGCACUUGAUCCGAAUGAUUCAUCAACAAAAACUAGCAAAAGUACAACAAGCAAGGCAGGGAUGAUUGCUGGAAUUAUAACAGCCACUGGUUUGGGAAUAGUGAUUUUCAGUUGCUGCCUUUACUUCUUUACAAAGAAGAGAACUCAGAAAAGUAAGGGUGGAGUAGACAGUCAUGUGAUCGAUCUUCAUAGCUUUGGGGAGAAAGGUCAAUCAGUGUUCCAAAAUCACCAGAAUUUUCUUGGAAGAAAUGACAAAAUAUCUGAGAAUUUGCCUUAUUUUGAUCUUGAAACUCUGUGUGCUGCUACCAAAAACUUUUCCGAUUCAAAUAAGCUUGGUCAAGGCGGCUUUGGCUCCGUUUACAAGGGCGUAUUAAGUGAUGGCCAGGAAGUAGCAAUCAAGAGGCUUUCAACAGGGUCUGAACAGGGCUCAGAUGAAUUCAUAAACGAGGUUCUGCUGAUACUGAAACUUCAACACAAGAAUUUAGUGAGGCUUCUAGGAUUUUGUUUAGAUGGAGAAGAAAUGCUUCUUGUUUAUGAAUUUUUGCCUAAUGGCAGCCUUGAUGCUGUCCUUUUCAAUACAAGGCAACAAGCACAACUAAGCUGGAUUAAACGUGUUGAUAUAAUAUAUGGAAUAGCAAGAGGGAUUCUCUAUCUUCAUGAAGAUUCUCGACUAAAGAUAAUUCACAGAGAUUUAAAAGCAAGUAAUAUAUUGUUGGACUAUGACAUGAACCCAAAAAUUUCAGACUUUGGAAUGGCAAGAAUAUUUGCUGGAGCUGAAGGUGAAGCUAAUACAGCUACCAUUGUUGGUACAUAUGGAUACAUGGCUCCAGAAUAUGCUAUGGAAGGAUUAUAUUCUAUAAAAUCAGACGUAUUUGGUUUUGGAGUGUUAUUGCUUGAAAUUAUUAGUGGGAGACGCAACGCAGGUUUCUAUUACUCUAAAUUUGCUCCUAGCCUUCUGGCAUAUGCAUGGCACCUGUGGAAUGAGGGAAAUGCACUGGAGUUGAUGGAUCCUCUACUAGCUGAUUCAUGCCCUGAAGAUCAGUUUCUAAAAUACAUGCAUGUUGGAUUACUAUGUGUUCAAGCAGAUGCAUAUGACAGACCAACCAUGUCUUCUGUUGUUUUAAUGUUGAAAAGUCAAUCACCAACUCUUGGUCAGCCCCAAAGGCCACCCUUCUGUGUGGGAAAAAUCAUUAGUAAUGAUCAUAAUGUGCCAGAAAAUGAACAUUGCUCAGUCAAUAACUUAGCAGCUUCUGAUACACUUCCCCAGUGAAUAAUAGAUUUGAAAACUUCCAGUCUAGUUUUCCCCUUUUAUUUUGUAAUAUUGUAGUUAGAUGGUAUUCAGUCAAAGGCUGGCCAUUCAAGUUGUAACUGAUUUACAUUUUUCCGUUUAACGUAUAAACUAGGCUAAAUAGUUGUCGUUGUCACUGUUGACUUGUAAAAAUGUAUAUAACUAAUUUGUGGACCCACUGGUGCAUAAGUUUUAUUUUUAUUUCUGCAUCCAUCAGAUGGGUUUGAAUUAAUUGAUAA